Molecule: messenger RNA, 1247 nt
Organism: Mytilus trossulus (common blue mussel)
Lineage: Eukaryota; Metazoa; Mollusca; Bivalvia; Mytilida; Mytilidae
Exons: 7
Coding region: 111-1247 (378 amino acids)
Source: RefSeq, a predicted model, not a curated record
AGCUAGUUGUUUGGUAUCUGACACAGUUGUAUUAGUCUCGUUCCCCUGUCUAAUAAGGUAUCUUGUUUUUCUAUGAAAAGAUUAUUACAAAGUAUAUAUACUAGCAUUAAAUGGAAAGAAGACGAAGGUCUAGAUCUACUGAAAGGAGAACAGUAAAAAGACAAAGAGGCUCUUCAUCAGUUUCAGACUCUAGCCCGUCAAGAAAAAACUAUUUCAAAGUUCAAUUAUGGAUGAACAAAUCUACCUCACAAAACUCUGGACCUUUUACACUGUGGAAAGGAUUAGACUUUACAAGUUUGGGAAUUAAUUAUGAUACUAAAAAUCUUUCUCUAGAAGAAUUAUUUUCUUUAGUGGAAAACAGAUGUAAUGAUAAAAUCAAAGACCUGCCUGAAGUUACACAAUUGUUAAUUAGAUUGACAAAAGAUUAUUUCAAACUGUCCUUCAAAAACAUUGGUAUAUUUGAGGCUAGCAAUAGAACAGAGGAGGAUGUUAAAUUAGUAGAGGAUAGCAAUUUUCAGCUUAACUUGGAUAUCAACAAAGAAAUUAAGAAAUUAUCUGAAUUCAUCAUUAACAGACCUGAUAAUACAGGGACAUUUUACAAAUGGUUCUUAAAUUUGAAACGUUUCCAUUCUCUUGACCUGAAAAGAUUUUUAUAUACUCUCUGUCAUAACUAUGAAGUGAAGGAGAGGGAUUAUCAGUUACUUUUUAUGAAGUUUACUGAAAUUUUUCUGAUGGAACCAAUACCAGGUGAUUGCUGUGAAAAUAGUACUGAAAGAAAUGGUGAGAUGUUGGUAUAUGGUGCAGAUAUCAAGUAUGAAAGACCCCAGUCAACGAAAUCUGUUCUCAAUGUUUAUGUAAAUGGGAUAAAUAAGCACAAUAAAAAUUUGUAUGAAAAUAUUGAUGAGAGAAAAGAAAACAAGGUUAUAGACUCAUUAUCUGAAGAUCUGUUGGAUAAGCUGGCAAAAGAGCUCUUACUUGAAAGUCGUAAUUCUUGUUUUUGUCCUGGAGUUAUUGGAAUACUGUGUUGUGGAACAAAAAUAAUAUUUUUAUACUGUGAGGUUACUCCAAAUCACUGUAAAGCAGCUAUGGAGAAAUCAGAACAUUUAGGGGAUGGGUAUCACAGCAUUAUUCAUUUCACAAAAGCAUAUGAUUAUAUGAGUGUAAAAGACAGAAAUGAAAUUAUUCCUCAUCUCUUUUGGCUUGGAUAUGUCCAAUCAUCAAAAUAUAAAAUUUUUGAUAUAUCUUAA